Lichtheimia ornata is the source of this 2337-nucleotide messenger RNA. RefSeq lists its product as uncharacterized. Bases 1 to 2337 code for a protein of 778 amino acids. Gene Ontology annotation, cellular component: cytoplasm. The transcript has 5 exons. The record is from RefSeq and is a predicted model, not a curated record. Gene Ontology annotation, molecular function: metal ion binding; protein binding. Lineage: Eukaryota; Fungi; Mucoromycota; Mucoromycetes; Mucorales; Lichtheimiaceae. Gene Ontology annotation, biological process: innate immune response.
AUGACUACCACUGUCAUUGAUUUUUGUACUCCUCCUGUUCCUGGGGAACGUCACAAGUAUUAUGGUGAUGCUCAUAACAAGUUUAUCAAGCUUCCGCAGCUUGCAGUACAAUCUUCACCCGCUAUCACUACUCCCACUACUACUACUACUAAUACUACUGUUGCCCCUGUCACUCGGGGAGCCGAAUCCAAUGCCGCGAUAACCACCCUUUCACCGCGUCCUUCUCCUCAACCAGCAGAAUCAACCACCCAUGGAAAGAAAAUUGAGCAACAAAAGACACUCCAUUCGCUUGCAUCCACCGGCAAUUUGGCUAUCUUCAAACAAGUCUUACAACUGUUGCCUGAUCCCCUCAAAGCCGUCAAUGAUCCUCAUCCUUCGACGGGUCUCACUCCCAUUCACUUUGCAGCAUCGCGUGGCCAUGUGGAGAUUGUGCGUUGUUUAGUGGAGGAUUAUCAUGUAUCAGUUGACUCACGAGACAAGGAAGGCGAGACACCUUUACUCAAAGCAUCGUAUGCUGGUCAUUUCCACGUGGUGCAAUACCUCCUAUCGAAAAAGGCAAACAUCCAUCAAAAGGAUAAGGAUGGGUGGUCAGCGUUGCACAAUGCUUGUUCUCGAGGCAACUUGCCAAUCGUUCGUCUCUUGGUCGAAAGGAAUGCACGCGUCAACGCCCAAAACAAAACGGGUCACACUCCUCUCAUCAACGCCGCAUCCAAGGGGCACAUGUCCAUUGUCGAAUACCUACUUGAGGAAGCCAAUGCCAAUCCACUUAUCAAGAACAACUUCCAAGAAGCCGCUUAUGAUGUUAGCGCAGCAUCCGGUGAAGCUGGUGAAGCGUAUAUUUGUGAAAUGCUUGAAAAGGCUGGUACCAAUUGGUGGCCUGUACUACAAAUGGAAGGCGAGGUACCAGCAGGAUCGACUUAUGAAUUGCACGAGUAUCAUGUUACGGUGAUGGUGAUUAUCCAUGAGAAUCAGCGAUCGUCAUCAUUAUUGGGAUUGUCACGACCUCAAUUCAGUGCCGCAGCUCUCACAAAGCGUGAACAUGAAGAUCGUGGUCCUUGGUCGCUUCAUCCAUUUGGUAUUCCCACAUCCAAGGAAACAGUCAGCCUACCACAAAGCACCAAUAGUCGUGUUCCUGGUGGAUCCAAUUGGUUCUGGUUGACGGAUUGGCAAAUCGAUUACAGCGAUCCACGCGUUGACCCAACUUCAGGAUGGCAAUACUCUCGAUCUUUUGAUGAUGAUGAUCAAGCAUGGACUCCUGUUGCACCAACCUCUGGUUAUGGAUGGGUACGUCGUCGUCGUUGGGUGCGUGUAAUGAAGCGACGUAUGGAUUUGGUCAAAGGCAAUGUACGCGGUGAUGAUGAUGAUGAUACCAACUUGCCAAAUGAUGCGACGAUGGAUGUUGAAUUGCAAAAGGAUUAUCUGGAACAAGCAGAGGAGUUGGUACAAAAUGCAAAGAAUGACAACAAUGAAGCAGCAACGACAACCACCGAGAGCACAGAUGUUACAACAAGGACAAUUCGGCAAUUGACAACCGAGCUACGUGUGUUUGAAGAAGCAGUACAAAUGUUGUUGGCUGGAAUUAAAACUGACACCAAUCAAUUCCGCAAACAUCAAGCAACGAUCUUGGUAAAGUCGCACACGGCGCACAUUGAAUCGCUCAAUGCACGGAUCACAGCGCUCGGAUCAAAACUUUCAACACCCGUGGGACCCGUUCAACAUAAUCCAGAACUUGCUCGAGAGUUGGGAUUUUCAAUUGGCAAUGAUCAACAUGGAGCAUUGAAUGAUUUACAAGCAACAACAUCUACUACGGAUCAACGAGGUGAUCAUCAAACGAUUGGAUACAUUGAUGGUUCAAGCACUGGUAUGGUGGCAACAGACUUUGACGCCAACCCUUGGAGCCGAGAUAGUGGGAAUUCGGAAGCACAGCCGACGUGGGUCAGCGUCCAUGACCAACAACAACACGAGAGUUCUAGUUUGAAUCAUGUCGAUUUGUUGGGUCACGACGACAACAAUGGUGAUGACGAUGCAUUGGCUGUAUCCCGAUAUGAUGAUGAGCCUGAAGAUCAAGGAUUACGUGCAUUUGAAUGGGAAGCGGAUAUCAAUGCUAAGGAAUGUCGUCGUUGCGCACGCCGAUUUGGAAUCCUUGUACGACGUCAUCAUUGUCGACGUUGUGGAUUAAUUGUAUGCGAUCGUUGCUCUGCUUCAAGGACCUAUCUCAAUGCAUCCGAAAUAUUACAAGAUCCAAAUGGCCCCAGAGAAUCGGUUCAAGUAUUGGCCACGCAGCAUCAUCGUGUUUGUGACAAAUGCUAUGCCGAUUUGGGUUUGAGUCAGGCGUAA